Messenger RNA from Metarhizium album ARSEF 1941, 1392 nucleotides. Its product is annotated as oligopeptide transporter. Lineage: Eukaryota; Fungi; Ascomycota; Sordariomycetes; Hypocreales; Clavicipitaceae. The transcript has 4 exons. Gene Ontology annotation, molecular function: oligopeptide transmembrane transporter activity. The record is from RefSeq and is a predicted model, not a curated record. The coding region runs from base 1 to 1392 and encodes 463 amino acids. Gene Ontology annotation, cellular component: fungal-type vacuole membrane.
AUGUACCGCAUGGGCUUCCUUUCCGAGGAUCCCAAGUCCGACUUCCCCCGAACCCUGGCCAUCACCAUGGUCUGCGCCUUCUUUGGCCUCUUUGCCGCCGUGCCGCUUCGCAAAUUCUUCAUCAUCGACCUGGCAAGAGAGCUAAGCCUAGUUUUCCCCACCCCAGCGGCCACUGCCUUGGCCAUCCGGUCCAUGCAUGCGGUAGGGUCGGGCGCACAUGAUGCUACGAGGAGGAUCAAAGCUCUCGGCUUCUCGUUUCUCGGCGCCUUGACACAUAUUUUUGUUUCUCAAUACGCCAAUGGAAUACUCCAUGAGUGGCACCUCUUCACUUGGAGCGGAUACACCAACUGGGCCAUCAAUAUUGAGAGCUGCGGCCGGUAUAUCCAACUGACGCCUGCAUUCUUUGGCUCCGGUGUUCUGGUCGGUCUCAAUGCCGCCCUUUCUUGGUUUCUCGGCACCGUGGCUGCUUGGGGCCUGAUCGGCCCUCUGCUGGUGCACUACGGCGAAUGCGCCGGCGAACAGGUCGGUCAAGGCAAGUGGGCGGAAUUGACCAGUUUCAACAAGUUGAACGACAUCAACAAGCCCGGCCUGCUUGCUCGGGAUCGUCUUUGCCUUCCUCAGCAUCCCUUCCUCAGCAUCUACGGCGGCGGCGUGACCGACACGGCGCCCCUGACGGCAUCAUCAAAGGCCUCGCAGUUGGUGUACGGCGGCAUCACCAAGGGCAAUUACCGGGUCGCCGACGCACAGCGAAUCAAUCUCAUUGCCGGCAACAUUGCCUCUGGCUGUGCAGACGUUUCCAACAGCUUGGUUUGCGACUUUCGUGUGGGGUUUCUCCUCAAGACCCCUCCCAAGUACCAAUUCUACGCCCAGGCCCUGGGAGCCCUGGGAGCCCUGGUCUCGGUCUUUCUGGCCCCGGGAAUAUUCGUCCUCUUCAUGUCCGCAUACCCAUGUGUAUGGCGGACCGACCUGUCAAACGAAGAGGUGCUGCGAUGCCCCUUCAAGGCCCCCUCGGUGGUGGCGUGGCAGGCCGUUGCGCAGGCCGUCACGGCACCCAAGAUUCCCAUUCCUCUCUCUUGCACCAUCUUCUCCAUUGCCAUGGGGGCUGUUUCCUCCCUGCAGGCGGUGGUCAAGAACCUUUAUCUGGUGGGGUCUCUGGCCUGGGUUUUGGGUGCGGACAGUGGCUACGCCAAUGCCAUUUUAUUCGGCAGCGUCACGGCGUGGUGGUGGAAGAAGUACUUUGGCACGAACUUUGACACGUACGCCUUCUCUGUCGCCGCGGGCCUGAUAGCUGGCGAAGGUUUGGGAGGCGUCGUCAACACUGUGCUGACACUCGGGGGCGUUGAUGGCCUCAUCAAGGGCACUCUUCUCGGGCUGCCCGGCGAGGAUUGGUGA